GCGGUGCGGGUGGGCGGGAUGCGCGGGGCGCGCAUGUGCGUGGGCGGUGGCGGCCGUGGUGGUUGUGAUUGUGGGUGGGCGCAGGCCCGGGCGGCGAGGUGAGCCGGCAGCAUUUCCCGCGUCCCGACUAGCAUCCCACAUCCUGACGUGCUUCUCCAGGACGGGACCGCGAGAGUAGCCGUGCCUCUGACGCGCCAGUGUCCCUGUGACUCACUGCUGCAGCAGGAGGAAAGCUUUUUCUUGGCGUUGUGUGGAGCCGGGAGAGGAGCUCGGCAAGAUGAAAACGAUGACAGGAUCAAACGAGUUCAAACUAAAUCAGACUCCAGAUGAUGGGAUUUCAUCAGUGAAGUUUAGUCCAAAUACGUCUCAGUUUCUGCUUGUUUCAUCCUGGGACACAACUGUCCGGCUCUAUGAUGUUCCUGCCAACACCAUGAGACUCAAAUAUCAGCAUUCCGGAGCUGUCCUGGACUGUGCUUUUUAUGACCCUACCCACGCCUGGAGUGGAGGAUUAGAUCAGCAGUUGAAGAUGCAUGAUCUGAACACAGACCAAGAAAACCUCGUUGGUGCCCAUGAUGCUCCCAUCAGAUGUGUUGAGUAUUGCCCAGAAGUGAAUGUCAUGGUGACAGGAAGCUGGGAUCAGACAGUUAAGCUGUGGGAUCCCAGAACUCCUUGUAAUGCUGGGACCUUCUCUCAGCCUGAAAAGGUGUACACGCUUUCUGUGUCUGGAGACAGACUGAUUGUGGGGACAGCUGGCCGGAGGGUUCUGGUGUGGGAUUUGCGGAACAUGGGUUAUGUUCAGCAGCGCAGAGAAUCCAGCCUGAAAUACCAGACCCGCUGUAUCAGAGCAUUUCCGAACAAACAGGGCUAUGUGUUGAGUUCUAUUGAAGGCCGUGUGGCAGUGGAAUACUUGGAUCCGAGUCCAGAAAUCCAGAAGAAGAAAUAUGCAUUCAAAUGUCACCGCUUGAAGGAAAACAACAUUGAGCAGAUUUAUCCAGUCAAUGCUAUUUCUUUCCAUAAUGUCCACAACACGUUUGCUACAGGUGGUUCAGAUGGGUUUGUAAACAUCUGGGAUCCGUUCAAUAAGAAGCGGCUGUGCCAGUUCCAUCGGUACCCCACCAGCAUAGCAUCGCUUGCCUUCAGCAAUGACGGAACCACCUUGGCGAUCGCCUCUUCGUACAUGUAUGAAAUGGAUGACAUCGAGCACCCUGAAGAUGGUAUCUAUAUUCGCCAAGUGACAGACGCAGAAACAAAGCCGAAGUCUACUUAGACCCUGGCGAUGCUGCUUCUCCACAAGAGGUGCCCACCUGCUCCUAACACAACUGAACUGAAGCAGCAGAAGUGAGAAGAACAAUCUUUAUACUGAUGUUUUUAUCCAGGAACUAUUUGUUUGUAUAGUGUGGUUUGUCUGAAUCUGUCAUUCCUUUCCCGCUUAUGAUGUUAGCGGAACUGUUUUCUUUAUCUCUGUAGCUCAGUUAGUUCAGUCCCAUAGGCAUCUUUGCAUUUAUAAAAACUUGUCACACUUUGUAGUAUCUAAUUACCAGAACUUCCUAUGGCCUCAUAAUUGUUUAAUAAAUACCUGUAGGUUUUUGGAAAACAAA
Cuculus canorus (common cuckoo) is the source of this 1598-nucleotide messenger RNA. RefSeq names its product BUB3 mitotic checkpoint protein (gene BUB3). The record is from RefSeq and is a predicted model, not a curated record. NCBI's taxonomy places the organism in Eukaryota, Metazoa, Chordata, Aves, Cuculiformes, Cuculidae. The transcript is spliced from 9 exons. Gene Ontology annotation, cellular component: bub1-bub3 complex; mitotic checkpoint complex; kinetochore. Gene Ontology annotation, molecular function: ubiquitin binding. The coding region runs from base 278 to 1267 and encodes 329 amino acids. Gene Ontology annotation, biological process: mitotic spindle assembly checkpoint signaling.